Messenger RNA from Scatophagus argus, 2182 nucleotides. RefSeq names its product midkine b (gene mdkb). The record is from RefSeq and is a predicted model, not a curated record. Lineage: Eukaryota; Metazoa; Chordata; Actinopteri; Scatophagidae. Gene Ontology annotation, molecular function: growth factor activity. Bases 1140 to 1586 code for a protein of 148 amino acids. The transcript has 6 exons.
AACUUCAGAGGGGCCAUAAAGUUCUUUUUCAUAAAAGAAAAAAAUGCGCCAAACUUUUACUGUAAAUCAGCUUUACAAGUCGGUCGUUAAGUCUGAGCGACUGGAAGCUGCUGCUCCAACGUGUCUGCACAGCAGGAACGUUCAGGACGUUUCUGCAGGUCCUCCAGGUCAGCUCCAAUAAUCUGAGCUUUAGGCCUGAAAAUGUCUUACGUAUCGGCCAAUCAGAGUGCGCGCUGAGCCGCGUGGGCUAACGUGGAGAACACAGCAAGUGAAAGAGGAAUCAAACUUCGGAUUAUUUGUCAGUCGUGUUUUGAAUCGGAGUGAACUCAGCAGAUCCGAACAUCAACAGGAAGGUUUCUGAUCCCUCGUGUGGUCAGUCUGAUCCUCACGGUGGACACAAACGGAGACGCUCUGAAGGACUUUCACCUCCUCCUCUGGUUUGCUCGCUUGUUACAGGAUGGCUGAUUCCAGACAGGAAAUAACUAAGCAGAACAAAGUGUUCUGGGGAACAUGAAGCCCUGAGGUCCUGAGGGACUUCACCAGAGUCCUGCAGCAGCAGGAGUCCUGAGGGGGGACAGGACGUCUCCCGCUCUCUUUAACAAUGGCCUCCACGCAUGACUGAGCCAUCAGAGCGCCAUCAGACUUUUCCCUCCACCACCAAGAGGAGAACACGGAACCCAGCAGAACCGCAUGGACGAGCGUUGACGUGCAGGAUCUUUAAGUGCCGUCGUCCUCGUACACAAACAUCAGAAGGACGUGUGACGCGACGUGACGCGACGCGACGUGACUCGACUCGCUGUUUAUGGGUUUUCAUUGUUAAAAAUAAAAAAUGUCAUUGUUGUAAAUAUGUUGAGUGGAAGACAAUCCUGCCAUUCAGAGUCCCUCACUUACGUCUGCCUGCGAUGCUAGUCGUCCGUCUCCCUGGUGACACUCGGCUGGACUUUGACUGGAAGACGUUUGUGUGUGUUGUGUUUGUACUCACACUGAAGCUCUGAGAAACACUGAGACUCGCUCUGACCCAGUCACACACCUGCACACACCUGACCUCUACAAGCAGCCACAGUUUGACAGCAGCUGAAGGCAACGACAGAAGGCGACGACUCCACAGCUCGACUGGCUGCUCCUCUGAGCUCGACAUAAUGCGAAGCUUGUUGUCAGUGACGCUGCUGCUGCUCCUGGCCCUGACCCUGACCCUCACCGCCGAGGCCAGCAGAAAAGCCAAAGGUCACAAAGGUGGGAAACAUGAUAAAUCCAGACCUGCUUCAGAGUGCUCCACUGCAGAGACCCGGUACGGGAAAUGUGUUCCAGAGCACGGAGACUGUGGAGACGGUCUGAGAGAGGCCACCUGCAAAGAUCGCACCGACAAGAUCCACUGCAAGAUCCCCUGCAACUGGAAGAAGGACAUCAGCGACUGCAAGUACAAGUUCGGCCCGUGGGGAUCCUGCGAUGGCGCCACCAACACCAAGAGCCGGUCAGGAACGCUGAAGAGAGCGCUGUUCAAUGCAGAGUGUCAGUCCACCGUCAAGGUGUCCAAACCCUGUUCCCCCAAAGUGAAGAAAGCCCGAGGGGACAAGAAGGCAAACUAAAGGAUGGAAACAGACGAAGAAGACGGCAGGAUUCAUUUCUCUUUCUCCAGCUGAACAAUCGUCUUCUCUCCUUCAUCAAACACAAAAAACCAAGAGACUCCUCCAAAACACACCAGCCACCUUUGAUUUUUGGCCUCCUUUGACGUUUAUUCUUCUUGUACCAGUUUUGAUCUGAUUUUCCUGGUUUAUUUCGAUUGAAGUGUGUGGAAAGCUUUUCCAGAAUCUUCCCUCUAGGUAAUAAUGAAUAAUUCUGUCCUCAUAGCGGAUAGUUUGUAUUAACAGUAAAUUUCAAAAUAGUCCUUUAAGCUUUUACAGUAGCUGAAGUUAAAUUAACAUACAAGACAUGUUCUGAUCCACUCUGCAAACUGCUCAAUGGUCCGGGACGUGAGUCACUGGGAAAUAAAGAGUUCUGUUUGAGAAUUGCCUUUAAAAUUUGUAAAAAAAACAAAAAACAAAAAAAAGGACUAAAAGGCUUGGGUGGAUCUGUACUGGCAAAGUCCUCUAUAAAAUCUAUUUUUUGAACUGUAGACUAUUGACAUUGCAAGAUGAAACUUGUAUAAAUGAACAAAUUAAAUACUGUACAUUGUUUUGGUGAA